AUGGCGGCCACUGUUGAUUCUGUGCUCGCGGUGGAAAAGACUGCCGCCAACCAUGUCGAAGAUACACUAGGCCAAGGCGCCAUCACCGAGGCCAGACAGGCUACCGACGACGAGCACUCGCAGACGCUGAUGCAGGCCCUGCGUGAGAACCGCAAGGCUGUUAUGUGGUCUGUUUUGAUCUCCAUGUCCAUUAUUAUGGAGGGAUACGAUACCAUCCUGAUGGGCAACUUCUUCGCCUACCCCACGUUCAAUCAAAAGUAUGGACAGGAUUAUGGUGGUGAUAUCGGAUGGCAGGUAUCUGCACCUUGGCAGACGGGCCUGAACAUGGCCAGUACGGUUGGAUGUAUCUUCGGUGGUAUCUUGAACGGAUACUGUGCGUCCAAGUACGGUUAUCGAAUCGUCAUGGUCGUCGCCCUUGGAUUCCUCACUGCCUUGAUCUUCAUCACAUUCUUCGCCAACUCCGCAGCAGUCCUCCUGACUGGCCAGGUCCUUUGCGGACUCUCAUGGGGGGUGUUCGCGACCAUCGGACCAGCCUAUGCAUCAGAAGUAUGCCCCACCGUGCUGCGCGGCUACCUCACCAUCUACGUCAACCUGUGCUGGGCCAUCGGCCAGCUAAUCGCUUCCGGUGUCCUGUACGGACUCGUCGACCGAAAGGAUCAAUGGGGCUACCGUAUCCCCUUCGGCCUGCAGUGGAUCUGGCCCGUUCCUUUGAUGGUCAUCUGCUGGCUCGCACCCGAGAGUCCCUGGUGGCUCGUCCGCCACGAUCGCCUGGAAGACGCAAAGCGCAGCAUCCGCCGACUGGGCGGCAGCAAGACCGAAGACCAGAUCAACGGACAACUCGCAAUGAUGGUGCACACGAUCAAGCUCGAAUCCGAGAUCGAAGCCGGCACCACCUACUACGACUGCUUCAAGGGAGUUGACCUGCGCCGCACGGAGAUCUGCUGCAUGGCUUUCGUCGGCCAGAUUCUGUCCGGUAGUACAUUCGCCUACUCACCUACCUAUUUCUUCACCCAAGCCGGCCUGCCCGUAAAUCGCUCCUUCCAGCUCGGCGUCGGAUGCACCGCCAUUGCCUUCGUGGGUACCUGUUUCUCCUGGUGGCUGAUCACUGGAUUCGGCCGCCGCACGCUGUACGUCUGGGGCCAGGGCAUCCUCUGUGCAACCCUCUUCCUGAUCGGUAUCCUGGACGUGUCCUCAUCCGCGAACGGCAUUAUGUGGGCGCAGGCCGGACUCUGCUUCUUCUGGCUCUUAACAUAUUCCCUGACCGUCGGCCCGAUCGCAUACGCCAUUGUCUCAGAGACAUCGUCUGUGCGUCUGCGCCCGCUGACAGUGUGCAUCGCGCGCACAGCAUACCAGAUCAUCAACGUGGUGUCACAGGUGCUAGAGCCAUACUUCAUGAACCCAACAGCGUGGAACGCGUCGGGUAAGACGGGAUUCUUCUGGGGUGCGACUGCACUCGUUGCCUUCGUGUGGGCAUUCUUCCGUCUUCCCGAGGCCAAGGGCCGCACCUACGCAGAGCUGGAUAUCCUGUUUGCCAGCAAGAUCAAGGCGAGCAAGUUCGCGUCGGCUGUUGUCGAUCCCUAUGCGGUUCUGCCUGCUGAGUCGCAGGAGGGUCUUGUGCGUGAGAAGACGCAGGAUACUAAUUAG
Penicillium samsonianum is the source of this 1644-nucleotide messenger RNA. Its product is annotated as Major facilitator superfamily domain general substrate transporter. Gene Ontology annotation, molecular function: carbohydrate:proton symporter activity. Gene Ontology annotation, biological process: carbohydrate transport; transmembrane transport. NCBI's taxonomy places the organism in Eukaryota, Fungi, Ascomycota, Eurotiomycetes, Eurotiales, Aspergillaceae. Bases 1 to 1644 code for a protein of 547 amino acids. The record is from RefSeq and is a predicted model, not a curated record. The transcript has 2 exons. Gene Ontology annotation, cellular component: membrane.